GACCGGUGUCACGUGACUAACCUGUUGACUGCUGCGAUGGCGAUGGCGAUGGCGGUGACUGCUCCCCGCUCUAUGUUGCGCCUAGCGAGUACCGCUCGGCUCCCUCUCACCGCCGCCUACCAUAAGAAGGUAGUGGAUCACUAUGAGAAUCCCAGAAACGUUGGCUCCUUGAAUAAGGAUUCAAAUAGUGUUGGAACUGGCCUGGUUGGUGCCCCAGCCUGUGGUGAUGUCAUGAAGCUACAGAUCGAAGUGGACAAGAAUGGAAAGAUUAUCGAUGCGAGAUUUAAAACAUUUGGAUGUGGGUCUGCAAUUGCUUCCAGUUCAUUGGCCACAGAAUGGGUGAAAGGAAAAACGGUGGAUGAAGCCUCAAAGAUUAAGAACACAGAUAUUGCAAAGGAACUAUGUCUCCCUCCAGUCAAACUACAUUGUUCAAUGUUGGCAGAAGAUGCGAUCAAAGCUGCUCUGGCAGACUACAAAGUGAAGCAGCAAAAUCAAAAUGAUCACAAGUAGAAACUGAAAAUGAACACACUUUUCCAAGAUGUAACCAAUAGUGUGGUGUGGUUCUGUAGUGGAAUUUCCAUAAGUUAAGGAAAACAUAUGCUUGAAAAAUCCUUCACUGUAAGAAGGGAACAGCAAGCCAUCAUAAUAUUAAAUUGGCUCUAAUCUGUGAUAUUCUAUUUGUGCCUUAAUUUUAUGGUUUAUAGAACAUAUUCGGGGAGGGUGUAAGGCUGUGUGAGCUAUAAAUAUGGGUGUAAGCACCAAAUUAGUUGUAUAAUGGUCUUGUAUGAUAUGCAAAAAUGUAUAAAUAUAGCUUUAUUGAAUCAAUACGUUUUUCAAUUUCAAUAAAUUCAAACGGUAGCUGAUUUCUAAACUGAUUUGUAGCUAACAGCUAUCUUGCACGUUUAGUUCAGUUUCUUCAAAUUAUGCCUGUGGAGUGACAACUGAAGCAGAACUAAAACCAAUAUAUUUCACUCCAGCUCCAUUAUGCACCUGCGGUGAAAUUAAUACCACAAGUUUUUACUAUGCAACAUUCUGUGGAGAUAUACAUUUGUUUAUUUAUUUUUAAUAAAUAAUAUACUGAUCUGAUUAA
This is a messenger RNA of Leucoraja erinaceus (little skate), 1090 nucleotides long. RefSeq names its product iron-sulfur cluster assembly enzyme (gene iscua). The transcript has 5 exons. The record is from RefSeq and is a predicted model, not a curated record. Gene Ontology annotation, molecular function: 2 iron, 2 sulfur cluster binding; ferrous iron binding. Bases 37 to 510 code for a protein of 157 amino acids. Gene Ontology annotation, cellular component: mitochondrial matrix; cytoplasm. Lineage: Eukaryota; Metazoa; Chordata; Chondrichthyes; Rajiformes; Rajidae. Gene Ontology annotation, biological process: iron-sulfur cluster assembly; intracellular iron ion homeostasis.